Procambarus clarkii (red swamp crayfish) is the source of this 2495-nucleotide messenger RNA. Lineage: Eukaryota; Metazoa; Arthropoda; Malacostraca; Decapoda; Cambaridae. The record is from RefSeq and is a predicted model, not a curated record.
AGGAAAGAGAUGGGUGGGUUGACUGCAUCUAUCUGGACCUAAAAAGUUAGGGGAGGUCCUAGGUCCUAGGGCCACCGGGGAGUUAGCCCGGUGGCCCUCAACCUUUCCUGGUAUGAGAGUUUAUGUGGUUCUGGAAUGAUUUUUGUUGCCCAGUGUUGAAGCCUUCUCCGAAGAAACUACAUCUUCCUGAAGAUGAGGGUUUAGUGUCUCUUGUCACUGGGGGAGCAUCUGGCUUAGGGAAGGCCACUGUGGAGAGAAUUGUUCGGGAAGGCGGGCGGGCGGUCAUCUGCGACCUGCCCACAUCACAGGGAGCCAAGGUAGCACAGGAUAUUGGUGACCAUGUCAUCUUUGUGCCAACUGAUGUGUCAUCGGCCCCAGACGUAGAGAAUGCUCUAUCAGAGUGCAAGAACAAAUUUGGUCGUCUAGAUGUAGCCGUCAACUGUGCCGGCAUAGGCAUAGCAGUGAAGACAUACAACCACAACAAGAAAAUAUCUCAUGAUUUAGAAAGUUUCAUGCAAGUUCAAAAGGUGAAUUUAGGUGGAACCUUCAAUGUCAUUCGUCUUAGUGUAGCAUUAAUGGCGGAAAAUGAACCGAACACAGAUGGUCAGCGAGGAGUUAUAGUGAACACGGCAAGUGUUGCAGCCUUUGAUGGCCAGAUUGGGCAGGCAGCAUAUGCGGCCAGCAAGGGAGGUAUUGUUGGCAUGACACUUCCAAUUGCCAGAGACCUGGCACCCUUGGGCAUCAGAGUUUGUACCAUUGCACCAGGAUUAUUUAAGACCCCAUUAUUGAUGAGCCUGCCAGAAAAAGUACAGAGUUUCUUGGCCAAAACUGUUCCAUUUCCACAGCGUCUGGGUGACCCAGAUGAGUAUGCCAUGAUGGUUCAGGCAAUCAUCACAAACCCCAUGAUGAAUGCCGAGACGAUACGUGUGGAUGGUGGUAUUCGAAUGCAAGCUUGAGCUAUGGCAACUUUGUAAUUCUAACUUUGUAUAUGAAUUUCUUGUACAUGUUACUCUGAUUAUGCUUCAGUUGAAUAUCAAAGUAAAAUAUUUUCUUAGUACAGAAGUGUAAAAAGUUUAUGGGAUUUAUUUAAUACAUUUUGUAAUGAUUUUUACUUCACUGUUAGUUAUUGAUGCUAAAAGCUUUUUUUCCAGGCACAAUGAUGUUAAGAAAACUGUUCAUAAAAAUGUUAAUAUGCUGACAUUUGCUGCUUCAUACUUCUGUCUUCAUUAAUAUUUUUAAUCCAAAGUAAACUCUUCUAAUGGGUGCUCCUAAACAUUAUAUAAAUACAAUUAAAACUACAACCCUUGUGUUGAUAACAAAAUCUUGUACUGUUUUUCAUUCAAUGAAUAACAUUAAAAAUCUUGUACUGUUUUUCAUUCAAUGAAUAACAUUAAAAAGGGUUAUAAUAAUACAAGACUGUACAUUGGCUUUAUAUUAAAGAAUAACUUAGGUGGGCGGGAAAUGACAUACACGGAAAAGCUAACAGAGCACUGAAUGAUGGGGGAAGACGGUUACUUGUGGACACCACCGCCACCACCGGCAGUAACGUGGCUGCGUGGAGGUGGGGUCGUGACUACGAUAAACAUAAAAGUCUGUAUUUAUUCAGUUACAGUAUUAGUGAUUUUAUCUUGAGGCCUAUCAAUAAUAAAAACAAUAAUGAGCAUAAACAUUACUAAUUAUUGGCUAUGAGUUUGGGAAUGAGGUGAGACUGAUUGUGAACUUUUGAGUUGAGAUAACUUUUUAAAAUUUAUUUAGUUUAGACUGUUUAGGACAUUAAAAUACAUGUUUAGUAUUUUAAACUUAAUAUAUAAGGUGGAGCAGCUUUUGUGUGUUCAUGUUCAUGAUUAGUGUGUAUAUGUGACUUAUACUGUAAGGUACAUUUCUUGAGUAUUGUGCUUGAGCAUGUGUGCAGCUACCGGUAAAGAAUGUGAAUUCUUGAGAAUGUACAUUAUUUUUAGGAGGGAAUUAUCAGGGGAAAGAGCCCAGCCAUUAUGACUGUAGUACUUGGAAGGGGUCAGAAUAAGGAUUUGGGAUGGGAAGGAUUCGUGCCCAACCACUUGGACGGUCGGAGAUUGAACGCCGACCUGCAUGAAGCAAGAGCGUUACUCUACCGUCCAGCCCAAGUGGUUGGGCGAACAUUUUCAAGAGGUAUGUUCAUAGGUUUUAUAACUAAAACUCUAGUAAUGUUGAGGUUUCUCAUAUAUUUUUGGUUUCUUUAGAUGUUUGAUUUAAUUUAUAAUUUAAAAUAUUAUGUUUUAAUAUAAAAUUUACAAAAUUGCAAUUAAGAAACGGCUAAUUGUUCUUGACAAAGUUUAACAAUAAUUGAUAUAAUAUGUAUAAUUUACUGACCCAAAAUGUAACAGGUAUUUACAUUCACAUUCUUAAUUAAUGUAAGCUGGCACAUUGUAUUCUAAUUAUGAUGCUGAACAGCUUGUGUCUGAUGUAACCAUCUGUUACUAGCAUUGAAGUAGAAUGUAUAUACAAAAUUAAAUAAU